Messenger RNA from Hydatigera taeniaeformis, 2541 nucleotides. The record is from the annotation of a GenBank genome assembly. Lineage: Eukaryota; Metazoa; Platyhelminthes; Cestoda; Cyclophyllidea; Taeniidae.
CUGGUUACUUCUCCAUCACUCACCUUUCACUACUCUGGCUGUUUUAAACACCACAAUUUUGAUUCUAUAGCGAUUCUCAUACCUCCAUUAAACUUUAUCUGCACAUUUUUUAGGGCAGCGCAAUUCGAGGAAGCUCUUCGACGAUUUAGUGAGUCAAUUUCCGUCCGCUUAGGGAAACCCAACUCAACGUUCAUCCCCAUCACCUCUCCUUCUUCCUCCUCGUCACAUCACAUUGGUGCCGAAAUCGGCAGUGGACGAGGCUGCUCCCUCAACGACCUCUCCUCCUACAUUCCCUCCCUCCAACCCCUCCUCUCCAAUCUAGCUGAUCUGCGGAAGGAACUUGCGAGUCUUCAUCAUGAUCACUAUGAGCACGAAUGCAGACAGAAUCGACAGGCAUCUCGCAAUGACGCCAGUUCCGUUGCUGUUGGUAGUGGUGCUGACCCUGGUCCUGUUUCAACUCCGGUCAUUCAUCGUAGACUUGUGGUCCCUGGCACAGUUGCCGGCUCUACUGGUGCUGCGGCUGCCUCCUUCCUGGUGGGAGUGGAAUGUGCAUUGGCCUCAUGUGAUGUUGAUUUGCCGGGGAUGCGCACAGCACCACCGCCGCACCCGUCUUUGGGUACAAUCAGACAAUCUCGGAAGGCGUGUUGGACAGUGUGGAAUGAGUAUUACCACACUAGACACCAGCCACUGUCAGGCGAGCUGCGAAAACAACUCCGUCAACCGACUUUCAACAACUGGCCAUACACAGAUGCUCAGUUGCUUCGUUUUGUGCGCUACUUUUUUACGGGUGAUGUGGUAGCUACUACCACCGUCCCCUUUUUUCAUUGUGGUUCUGCAAUGACAGAAACGGAGACGAAAGUGGACGUGCCAGGAGACUCACGAUUGAGACUGGCACAACGCUGUGACAUUCCGGAGGACACAUUAGACGCGUGGUUGUGCGCUGUGUAUGCCAAGUACAACUGCGUUUGCUUCCACAACUUCAAACACGCCUUUAUGGUGGCUCAAAUGGUGGGUGUUACCGCCUUUUAUGUAUCUGAUAUGUAUGCAUCGAUUUGGUGUGCAGAUCUGGCAAGCCUGUUUUGUCACCUGGACCUCUUCACUCUCCUUUUUGCUGCCAUCUGUCACGAUUUAGAUCACCCUGGCCUAACAAAUGCUUACCAGGUAAGUGCGGCAAACUGUUCAAUGAGUUUGAUACUUUAUCUGGGGUUUUCCCUUUGUACCAAUGUUGCAACCUACACCCUUUACAAGCAUGAAAACACCAUAUGUUUGUGCCUGCAGAACAAUUCACACUCGCGCCUAUCCAUUUGCUACAAUUCUCUUUCGCCACUGGAGAACCACCAUUGCGCUGUGGCUUUUGAAUUAGUUCGGACGCCGACCACCAACAUCUUCGUCAACUUCACUACAAAGGAGAUGGAACUUGUUCGUGAGAACACUGUGCAGUGUAUCUUGGGUACAGACAUGGCCAAGCAUACGGACAUUUUGGAGGCCUUUGCAGCCAAAAUGUUGGAGCACUCGAUAGGAGCCGCGACGGCGGCCAUUUGCGAUGUGUCCGAGUCGACUUCGUCAGCGGCCAUCAACGGUGUUGCGCCGACUACCGCCCAACUGGCAGACAUCUUUGAUGAGGACGACGAGUCUCGCGCCCUGACAAUGGUGGUUCUAUUAAAGAUGUGUGAUAUCUCCACAGAGAUUCGGCCCGUGGACGUUGCGCGACCCUGGCUCAUGGGGUUAAUCAAUGAGCUAAGUAAUCAGCGUGAUCUUGAACGGAAGUCCAACCUACCCCUGUCCCCGGUGAUGGAUGAGUCCAAUAUGGUGGACUGCCAAAUCAAUUUCCUCUCCUUUGCUAUGCUACCUCUCGCCAAAUCGCUCAUCUCAAUCAUUCCUGCUCUCGAGCCAUGCUUCCUAAUACCCACGGAAGAUCAGCUUGCAUAUUACCAUCGUCUGGCUACUGAGCGAGCCACUCUGCCGCCAUCAGCGGAGGAUAUUGUGGUGGGGCAGGUCGAAGACCAGCACAUUUAUGAUGAGAACAGCGUUGAAGACGUCCGUCUCGGCGGUGGAUCCGUUGAACUUCCCCACGCCAAGUCGACAAUCGGAAGUGAAGGCGAGGAAUCCAAUGGGUCCUGUUCGACCUCACCACCCCUACUGAUUCCCUCCACAACUACCACCGCUGCGGCACCUCAUUUGCACCAACCUCUGCAACUCUCCAUCUCCACUUCAAACCCGGAUCGAGAACCGUUGGGGCACACGCUGCAUCACAAUCACAGUCACACCUGCUCCAGCAGUGGAGACGGUCAGCAGCCUAAGCGCACUUCGAUUGUUUCCUCAGCUGGUCUGAUUGCGGCAGAGUUGACUCCACCGCAUCGACCACUGCGUCGAUCACUCGGUGAAUUACCGUGGUCAGCACACGCCCUCCUUCUCACACACUUUGAAGAUGCGUACCAUCUCGCCCCGCCACCUCCCCCGCCUCCGCCGCCCCCACCACCGCCCAGAUCUAAUCGGUUCAUGGGAAUGGGGGAGAGGACGAAAUCGAACCCGUCUUCUUGA